AUGGAGGGAAAAUGGUUACAACGUGGGUCAAUACGACUGGGACUAUGCAGAACGUGGCAUGAACUUCUUAUCCAAUGGUGGAUUUGCGACAGCUAUCUACUUGGUGGCUUGUUUGGCCCCACUGGGCCUUUUGCUGCUUGGCCCAGACUGCAGCAGCUGGACGUUGGUAUCCAGAGGCAGCUCCUGGAGAUCGGUCAUGAACCCGAACGGACGGCUUGGUUUGGACUGGAUUCGAAAUUCAAACCUGAUGAUAUCUCGGUGCACUUUGAUACUCCAUUUAUGUCUGGCAGUUUGUGCCAUCUACGUGAUGGAACAACCACGUGGGAGUGA
This is a messenger RNA of Cladocopium goreaui, 330 nucleotides long. The record is from the annotation of a GenBank genome assembly. NCBI's taxonomy places the organism in Eukaryota, Dinophyceae, Suessiales, Symbiodiniaceae.